AUGGCGAAAGCGAAAGAGAUCGACGAAGAGAUCCAGAUCCCAAACAAGCUUCAAAUUGAACUUUCACUUUUGAUUGAAGCAGAAAGUGAGACAAUGGAUAAAAUGCUCUCAGCUAAAUUGCUGAAAGACGUCAACAUUCAACGAAAAGAUGAGAAUUCACCAUUAGUAGCGAAGCCUCCGUGGCCUUAUGAAUUAUGGCAAACCAACUUUGAAGACAGGGACUCAAAGUUUUGUCGACAGCCAGAAUUUUCAUUGCCUUCUAAUGAGACAAACGAUGAAGACCAGAAAUUAAGAAUACUAAACCAAAAUGUUGAACAACCUAUUUUCGAUGGGGAAAACGARGGGAUUGAAGGCUUCAUCACCUCAGCUUCAUCACCUCAGCAUGACGUCCAACAAACCACUUCGAGGUGUAUUGAUAUUCUGUUAGAACUACAAAAUCUGCUUUCCCUUGCAGAUCAUGUUAAUAAAUUUACUCAAACCAAAGAUGAUGUGAUUCCAGCUGAAUCUGAUGUUGUGGAAAACGUAAAUGCUGUUCAAACAGGAUUUGUGAAACACUGUUCAUGGAUGAUGAAAGCUGUCAGUUGCACAACACUGAAAAUACUUUGCAUGGACCUGAUAUUAGGUCUGGGCCAGAUGACAAAACAAAAUGUUCAGAGUAUACAUCCAUGAAAGAACAAUCAAAMUGAAGUGUGUAAAGAAGUAAUGGAGCAAUUCAAUGAGGAUCUAUAUGAGAUAGGUUGYUCAAGGUCAGAGGAACUGACAGAAAAUGGUCAGGAUAAUUCCCAAAGUGAGAUUAUCCAUGAUAAAGUUGGCAUGAACAUGAGUGCUGCAGUCAAAAGUGGAAUAGAUUCAGGAAAAGACAGUAAAAGAAGRAUUGAAACAAGKGACUGCAAYSAGGAUAAARAAACAGAAACUACUAAACAAGCUGCAGCAGACAGAGAUGAKAAUAAAGAGUCAAAGUCAAAGAGUGCCCAUUUAAAAACUGAGCUUGAAUGUCCAGUUUCUUUAAAUUCACUCUUGUWCACUUCGACCAAGAAGUGGUUGUCAAAUAUCAGCAUUGAUGACAUACCUCAAACUAAAUUAAUCCAAGAGAUGGCCUCUCACUUGAUGAAUGAUACUGUUGUUGUGCUGCARGAAAAACACCAGAUUUUUUCCAAAUGUUACAUCAUUAAAACUGGAAGUAUGGCAGAGRGAACAAAGAUCUAUAAUCCCAAUGAGGUUGACUUCAAUGUUGCACUCCCAAUGUURGCCAAUCCAGAUGUUGCUGAACUAUUUUAUAUACAAGCUGGAAUUAAAGUUCGUCUCCGCCAUCACUUCUGYAAUGAAAUUAUKUCUUUUUUACAACAGUUUCCCUUCUUUGACAGCUCCCACAGGCACUAUCUUACAAAUGCUUAUUUACUCCAAGUUUUUCGUGAAACCAUGAAGGAUCAUAUUCCACAGGGGUGGGCAAUGCGAGAGGAGAGUGAUGUSCAUAUGAUGAGGGUAUAUUUAAAGAACCAGACCUUGACUGUUCAUCUACAAUGUACUCAUGAUGGGCCAUAUCCAGGCUUUAUCUUGUCAAUUGAUGUAUGUUUUGGCAUUCCUCUUGAUGCUGAACGACUUGAUGGUAUCUAUGUUCCAGAUAUGUAUCAUGCAACAAAUAUUUCCUUUAUYCAAAGUGAGUGCCUGAGAUUGAAAACUGGAGUUAUUGCAGUUAUCAAUCGAAAUCCCUUUGUGGCACAACGCUUUUUCUUUGAAACAGAAMCACAAAKAUUUCAUGGAAAUAAACCAGUAGGAAAUUGUUACAAGCUUGCAAAACAUGUAGCAAGAACAUUCCUGCCUAAAAUUGUUAAAAACAAUUGCAUCUUGUGUGAAGACUCUUUAAUCCCAUCUAUUUACAUUAAAACUGUGGUAUUAUUUAUGAUGGAUAWCUACACAGAAAGUAGUUACUGGUGUGGUACAGAGCUAGUAAAUAGAUUGGUGGAGAUCUUUGAAGUUUUAAGUUACAGCUUUGCACAAGGUGAAUUCAGAACUUUGUCGUAUUAUUCAUAUAUAUACAGUAUGUACCUGGACUGUUGGCAGAGGUACAUUCCAGAUAUCCAUAGCAUUAAAGAUGGGGUAGGCAUGGACAGGGAAAAGCCUUGUACAAUUCCAUCUAUUGAAGAUGUCAAUCUUUCAUCAUCUCCUGUUGGUGUGACCUCUGCUCUGCAAAGUUACUGGAYAUUUAUGGAGUGUGAAGAAUGGACAGUUGGCAAGCUAUUAGGAAAACUUACAGAACUAUUGUAUUUCUUAAARUUUACAGAAAAUACCUUUAUAUAGUCUGUCACUGUAAGUAUUUACUUUAUUCAGAUGAUUUCAACAUACAGUAUUGUAAUGGACAMCUUUUCUUGGUCUCCAACUAAGCGGCUCAWAAGUCUGUAUUUUUAAUGUACAAAAAAGCCAAAGAACCAUUUCAAGAAAGGAAAAAAUGGCGAGUGGUAAUUGUUAAACGGCGAUUACARAACCGAAAGGAGCCGUGGGUUUUGCUAAUGAAUGGGGAAUAACAACACUGAUUUAUACUGURGGAUAGUCUGUGAUAAUCAUUGGAUCCAUUURGUCUCCUUUUCAAUAAACAAAGCGAGCCUA
Messenger RNA from Exaiptasia diaphana, 2604 nucleotides. RefSeq lists its product as uncharacterized. The record is from RefSeq and is a predicted model, not a curated record. Lineage: Eukaryota; Metazoa; Cnidaria; Anthozoa; Actiniaria; Aiptasiidae.